Molecule: messenger RNA, 1368 nt
Organism: Doryrhamphus excisus (bluestripe pipefish)
Lineage: Eukaryota; Metazoa; Chordata; Actinopteri; Syngnathiformes; Syngnathidae
Gene: psma2a
Product: proteasome 20S subunit alpha 2a
Biological process (GO): ubiquitin-dependent protein catabolic process
Cellular component (GO): proteasome core complex; proteasome core complex, alpha-subunit complex
Source: RefSeq, a predicted model, not a curated record
AUUUUAGAUUAAAAGAGUCAAAGAGCGUUGUGGUCGGACGCAUUUCUACACCCUCUGUAGGUGGCAGUGUUGUCAACUUCAUCUUGUGAGCUAACUCAGGAUAAUAGAAGAAAAAGAAGAUGGCGGAACGCGGCUACAGCUUCUCUCUCACUACAUUUAGCCCUUCUGGUAAACUUGUGCAGAUUGAAUAUGCAUUGGCUGCUGUAGCGGCUGGAGCCCCCUCAGUCGGCAUUAAAGCUUCCAAUGGGGUCGUCCUGGCGACGGAAAAAAAGCAGAAGUCCAUUCUGUACGAUGAGCAGAGUGUUCACAAAGUGGAGCCCAUCACUAAACACAUAGGCAUGGUGUACAGUGGCAUGGGGCCUGACUACAGGGUUUUGGUUCGACGAGCCAGGAAGCUGGCACAACAGUACUUCCUUGUCUACCAGGAGCCAAUUCCCACCGGCCAGCUUGUCCAACGAGUGGCAUCUGUAAUGCAGGAGUACACACAGUCUGGCGGAGUGCGUCCAUUUGGGGUGUCUUUGUUGAUAGCUGGUUGGGAUGAAGACCAGCCCUACUUGUUCCAGUCAGAUCCCUCUGGUGCGUAUUUUGCAUGGAAAGCCACAGCCAUGGGAAAGAACUAUGUUAAUGGAAAAACAUUUCUUGAAAAAAGGUAUAACAAUGACCUGGAAUUGGAAGAUGCCAUCCACACAGCCAUCCUGACAUUAAAGGAGAGUUUUGAAGGUCAGAUGACAGAGGAGAACAUCGAGGUUGGCAUCUGCAAUGAGGCUGGCUUCAAGAGACUCACCCCAGCCGAGGUGAAGGACUACCUUGCGGCCAUUGCUUAACCCCCACCGUGUCUAAUGAUGGCUCUCUCUUCUUUGCAACCGUACUUCCAUUUGGAGAUAUAGCGGCGCGAUACUCGACAACUGUAUCAGACAUGUUCCUUUUGCAGCCUAACUGAUGUGACUAGAUAGAUGUGUGCACUUUGUAAAAGCGGCCACUUGAGUGCAUUUACUAUACCGUUCUCAAUUAUACUCCCAAUAGCAAUUAAGAAUGAUUUAAUUGCAUUCAUUGGAUUUGUUUCGGCACACAAUGACUGUUGGUUAUUGCACACAUGCAUGUAGCUCCAAUGUGUGAAAUCUCAAGUUCUCCAUUAAAUCUGACUCCCCUAGUUUAAUCAUCUGAUUUCCCUCAAAUAUAUUGUCUGCAUUUCAUCAGUGCCCAAUAGUGACACCAGUGGAAGGGCUGAGAGUGUACCUCCUUAUAACAGUACGGUUGCCUGUACAGCGGUUUUACACAAUGUACUUCUUUUCUGACCAGGAAGGAUCAAGUUUAUAUUUACUCUUGUGGGAUCACAAAUUCAAAUAAAAAAAAAACUGUUCGAGUUGA